CUUCCGGCCGGAGCCCUAAGGUCUUGCGAAGAGUUACUGCGGCUUCUCGUCCUCCUUUUUUUUUUUUUAAACAACAACAACAACAACAAAACAGUAUAUAAAUCAUAAUGUACAUUAAUUACUAAGUCCCUGUCGGUAUAAAAAGUCACUCUAUUUGCCUUUAGUGAGGUUAGUUAACAAUCGUCAUUGUCACUCCAGUGGCUGUAGUUAAGAAACAAACGAGUAUUAAUAAUAUUAAUACUAUCCAUCGAAAUCAGAUGUGGGAAUCUUCAACAUUAUGAAGAGCACAAUCAAAAUCGUUCUGUUUUUGUGUGGAGUGUUUUAUGCUGAAACUGAUGAAGUGAAGUCAGUGAUGGAGGGGGAUUCUGUCACUCUAAAACUUACUAACAAACAGGGACUUGACCUGCUACUAUGGAGGUUUGGAGAUAAAGGGUCCACCAUUGCUCAAAUUGAUAAAGAAAUCUUAUAUGAAGACUAUGAGAUAUUUAGAGACAGACUGCAGCUGGAUCAGACCGGAUCUCUCACCAUCACAAACAUCCGAACCAAUCACUCUGGACUUUAUGAAGCAGAAAUCAAUGAUAACGCUGGAACCUCAAAUAUUAAGUUCAGUGUUACUGUCUAUGAGCCUCCAUCUGUUAUUGCUGGGGCAGAAUCUGAAAUGAAAAGCGUGUCAGUGAUGGAGGGAGAUCCUGUCACUCUUCAUGUUCCUCAACUACAAGGAAAUGAGCUGAUAGUCUGGAGGUUUGGAGAUGAAGGAAAACUCAUAGCUAAACAUGAUAUGGAGGCCAAGAGCUCAACAUUAUAUGAUACUGAUGAGAGAUUUCGAGACAGAUUGAAACUAGACCGUCAGACUGGAUCUCUGAUCAUCACAAACAGCAGAACCACAGACUCUGGACCUUAUUCAGUAAAGAUCAGCAGCAACAAACAGACUUUAUACAUGAGAUUCACUGUUACUGUCAGAGAACCAGGUCUGUCUCCAGGUGCUGUAGCAGGGAUUGUUGUUGUUCUGCUGGUGGCUGCUGCUGCUGCAGCUGUUGGUGUUUUUUUCUAUAAGCGCAAAUCCUCUGAACUAAAAAAUCAAAAGUCGAAGAUCUCUGAACAGCAAAAUGAAACAUUGAAGAUCUCUGAAAAACUAAAGGAAAUGUCUGAGAUCACAACACAACUGAAACAAAUGACGGAAGACUGUGAAAAAGAAUUGCCUGAGAUAGCUGAACAUCAUCAAACAUUGAAGAUCUUUGAAAAGCUAAAGAAAAUGUCGGAGAUCUCUGAACAACUAAAGCAAAUGUGUAAGUAUUACAGCUGAAGCAACAGGAGAAAAUUAGCUUUAUUGUGCGUAGAGUAUAAAUAUACAAUAUAGUUUUUCAAACUUUUGUUGGAUUUAGUGCGGUAUUGAGUAUUGAGCUGCAUAACAUUAAUAUUCUGAUCACUGUUAUGAUGUGCCAACGUCCCCUCACUAAAUGUUACAAAACCAUCAUUCAAAGACAAAGUUUAUUAAACUGUUAACUCACGGUUUGUAAUGCAGCUGCUUCUUAAUCUUUCAACAACGUCUCUUCCAAGCUCUCCAUUACACUGUUCACAACAAACGUAAAAUCCUUUGAUGUGAUCCACAAUGUCAUUAAAAUAAACCAUUCAACUUGUUCCUGAUGCUGGGAUCCUUCCGAAGUCUAAAGACUCGAGCAAGCUGUU
Molecule: messenger RNA, 1686 nt
Organism: Labeo rohita (rohu)
Lineage: Eukaryota; Metazoa; Chordata; Actinopteri; Cypriniformes; Cyprinidae
Product: carcinoembryonic antigen-related cell adhesion molecule 1-like
Exons: 11
Coding region: 278-1303 (341 amino acids)
Source: RefSeq, a predicted model, not a curated record